Molecule: messenger RNA, 8409 nt
Organism: Porites lobata
Lineage: Eukaryota; Metazoa; Cnidaria; Anthozoa; Scleractinia; Poritidae
Source: the annotation of a GenBank genome assembly
AUGACUACAGGAGAAAUUUUUGAGCGGUACAUUAUCUUGUUUUUUGUAUUCCAGUUACUUAUACUACAGGGAUAUGCGGUUGAUAAAUACCGUAUCAACAUCCCUGUGUUUUUUAACACCGAUGGUAUUUAUCACGAAUCUGUCUUUAACACAGCAGUGAAAAUGUUCGAAUCCAGAAAUAGACAAGGCAACAGUGACUCUUAUGCAGAUUUUGAGGUGAAGAUGCACUUUUCAAAAACUGACUUAACGAACCUCUCGUCGCGAGCGAACGGCCUGGACAGUUUGAUCCCGCAGGUUUCAAACUUAACACUUUCAUCUCAUGGUGCGAUAUUAGUAGAUGUGACUGAAAGCAGCGUUGCUUUCUCCACGUAUUUGGAGAGCGUAUCAAUUCCAUCUAUUGGUUUGUUUCGGAGCCAAAACGGAUAUCCAGUUACGCAGGUAUGAAAAAGUCUCCUUUAAAAGUCAUAUUGGUGUUUCUUGGUUUCCAAUCAUUGGUCCAUUUAUAGGCCAUAGUACAUCGCGAUCUUCAACUUAACACUUUGUCUGAAUUUAGUUUGAUUUUGAAAAAUUCUAGCUUCUCCUUUCAAUAUGCACCGGGUAUUUUAAGACCCCUUAAUACCCCUCUCUUUUAAUCAGAGAACAAUCUGCUCCAAUAUUUUGAACAUCUCGACUGAAAAUUUAACCGAUUCGGGUAUUUCCUCCUGUAAGGAAGGUGGAAAACAGAUUGAACUGAACUGAUGUCCACGGUUCAAUAAGCUUGGACUUAAAAAGCACACAGACAAGCAGAAAGGGUCAGUCUUUAUACUAGGUUGCCACGUAAUUAGUUCCGCCAUUUUAUUUGAAAUUCUGUAAUAUCAUACAAACUGGCUGGGCCUCUUGCACUACUGAGUAAUAGAACUGGAAAAAUGUUAGUCAGAACAAUUUUAAAGGUUUAGGGAGUUCGAACACCGAUACUACGUUUGUGUAGCUGAUCUGGCUUAAGGACGCAAGUAAUUAUCAUGUCACUGUUUACAUCUUAUCUUUUAUAAUUUAUACAAAGAGAAACAGUCUUCAUGCACUGAUGAGGUUUUUUUGCCUAAAACAUGCUGGGUUUUAAUGUUUAUAUAUCGUCUUGCAUCUUAUGUAGCACGACUUGUCUUGUAUCGUUAUAAAACACACGUUUAAUCUGGUCAAAGUGCCCGGUACGUCAAACCUAAAUCCCACGUUGGCAUAACAAACAACACUCAGAAUCGUAUAUAAUAUCUUGUCUUGUGCUUUUCUGUGUGGAUUUUAUAUCGCUGCAGUUAAUGAGUUCCUAUUAUUGUUUGAAGUAAACGUCAUUUCAAGCUGAGAAAAUCUUGAUUCUGUUUAAACCGGUAACGUAUGUGUGUGUGGUUUUUUUUUUUUUUCAACUCGUUAUUUGCCUUUUUUUCUAAAUAAAAAAGCAAAUAACAGACAAAAACAUUGCGUCAAUUUUGUGUCGCGCAAUAUGUACGAAUAAACAAAUUGAUAAAAAGUAUAUCUAGAAUCACCUUGUGGCAUAUGGUUUUUAUCGCGAGAUAACGACAGGUUUUUUUUCUAAAUUGAAUCAUUCAUAUUUUUUGCGCUAAUUACUGGUAUAUGUAUAAAAUGACCAGUCCGGGUUUUAAAAGAUCAGCGUUUUGCUUGCAACAAAAAGGACCAUCUUGAUACGAGUCUAUCUUAAGAAUAAAAAGCCACCUGAUUGUAGCAAGAAAAACAGUUUAGCGAAUGAAGACGCGGAUAAUUAAUUUGUCGGAAGUUAAAAUCGGUGCACUGAAUAAAUAUUUGGCAUUUUAAUUAGCGCAAACAUGGCUCGUUCAUGUUAUAAUUUAUUACAGUCAUCAUGUAUUGAAAGAAGAACAGAUUUUCCAUUUUGUUUCUUUACUCAUGAAGGGUCCCCUUUUAUCAUAUUUCUUAAAGAAUGAUUGCUAAAAUGUCAAUUCAAUAAUGCUGUUUUAGGGUUAGGGUUAGGGUAGGUUAGGGUUAGGGUUAGGGUUAGGGUUAGUAUCAACCCUUACCCUAGCCGUAAAACAGCAUUCUUUAAAAACGGGUAGACCCUGACCCCGCGUUUUACUGACACCUACGGGAAUCUCUGCUCGCAGGGUGUAUUUUAAUUACACGGUACUAUUUACGUUUUAUACAAAAGGAAAGCUCAUUUGCUUUGGGACUUGCAAGAGUAGCUGCACCUUCAGUCAUUCAAUAUGCACAAACUAUGAUGGCGAUUUCAAAGAAAAUGGGAUGGCAGACAUUAAGCUUGGUGGCAUCUACGACAUACGAUGGUAAACAAUUUGUUGAUGCCGUGAAUGAGCUUUGUGUUCAGGAGAAAUGGAUUGUUAGAACGAUAUUCUGGAUCGAUGGAGAUGAAACGUUCGACGAAAUAUACAGAGGCAUCAAAAACGUUAUGGAAAGCAAACCCGAAGUUAUCAUUGUUCAUAUUCGCCAACGAUCAAACGAAGACAUAUUUCGCGCAAUUGAUAACCUAUGUGGUAUUUACAACAACAGCGCGUGGCUUAUGAGUGACGUCACAUCAUACGGUGCAAGGAAUAUCUCUUCAAUCCCUCCUGGUGUGAUUAUGGUUAAGGCAAAGGAACCCGAGAUCGGACAUGACUAUGAGCAGUAUAUAAACGCACUGUAUGAUUCAUUUGCCCUAUUUGAAACUGUUUUUAAACGAUCUUUGGUAAGCCUUGGGAAAGACGGAACACAAACUCUCCUUGCCUCAGGGAAUAUGUCAAAAUGCUUGCAGAAAAACGUAAUAAUGUGAGUGGUGAAAAUUUUAAUUUUCUGCUGUUGAAUUCUACGGUGGGUCAUAGGGACAAAACGGUUCCCAGAACGCAUUAACACAAUCCAGAAUCCAGUAACACACCCCGGAAUACAAAAACACUUUCCAGAAUGAGAAUGGGCGUGUUUUUGGACUUUAGGGAGUGCUUUUUCAUUCUAAGAAGUGUUUUUGAAUUCUUGGAAGUGUUUUUAGAUUCUGGGAAGUGUUUUCUUUAGUAAAAACUCGUCCCCGUAGUCGCUCUCGCCCUUGAAACAAAAGGUCCCUAUUAUAGCUUCCUCACGAAUAGUCUCUAGAGAAAUAAAAACCAUAAUCCUGAGAGCAGAGGUUUCUUUCUUGCAUGGCUUUUAGCGUUUACGAAGUUAUUCGCUUGGUUUGUCUGUUGCGUUGUUGGUUUGUUUACGCCUCAGGGUAUAAUGCCACCAAUAGGCAUUAUAACAAACGAAAUUAACUUUUUACUUCAGAUAUUUUUCUGUUAACGGUAAUUAGUAGAGUCUUUCGUAUAAACGAAGCCCCUGCCAAUAUUAUAGGCAUUAAGCUCUGUAAAAUUUACUUGCCUUCUAAUUCGCACAGGUACUUACAGGAAACUUACAUCGAAGGAAAAAGUUCUUUAUUUAAAGAGCAUCACUUACAAGAUCCUCUUGGCUCAGUCUUUAUCAUAUUAAACCUUAAAAGAGAUCUUAGUGGUGAAAAGCAUUGGUCUCAAGUGGGCUUGGUCACCCCUGCAGGCCUCGCUUUGGAGCCAAUGAUGGACCUCGAUGGAAAUACCUUGUUUCCGCUCCUUCAUCCAAAGCGCCCUAUUCUCCGAGUCCCUGUUGUUAUAUGGCCCCCACUGGUGCAAGCAAAGGCCCCUGCGAUGCCUAAGAGCCACCGACCAUGCUUAGGAAGAGCACUCCCAUGUUACAGUUACGGUAGUGUCACGAAUUCAAGCCAGGAGAUAAAGCAACUUCUCUGUUGUUUUGGAGCAUCGAUAGAUUUUUUGCAAUCCUUGCAAAAAGAUCUCGUAUUUGACGCUGAAAUUUAUGUCAGUUCUGACGGUCUAUACGGCAAGUUCGAUACAAGUAAAAACAAUUGGACCGGGAUCGUGGGAGAAAUUAUUUCCGGUAAAGCAGAUCUAGCCCUUGACUUGUCGAUAACCAUGAAUCGUUCACAGUAUAUCAACAUGAUAUAUCCAAACAUAGCAACGGCACUCAAUAUCCUGGUCCAAAAGGAGUUCUCCCAUGGAAAAUCAGGUAAAUUGAAAGCUAUCAGUAAAUUCGUCUUCAGUGUGUGUUCAACUGCUACAAAGUAGCUGUCCAUAAUCUAAAACUGGAUAUUAAACAAUUAAUAAAUGAGGCUGAACAUCUUAUUUAUACGAUAAGAACGCCGAAUUCAAUAAUUGUUAUAUUGUUCAUUCAAAACGUAUCUGUUAUUCAUUCAAAACCAUCGAUGUUAAAGUUCAUAUUCGAUAGUGCACGUUUAGGAUUGUUCAGCUCCGCAAAUAUUCUCCAAAUAGCAGAUGUCGCCCUUUGAGUUGUCUUCUUCCUGUUCUUGCCAUGUUUUCAGCUUUUAUUUCGCCUAGUUCUUAAUCUUGAAAAGAGUGAAAUGUCCGCCACUUUUGUUUUCACAACCAAAACAACUCAACCUCGUCCCCAGGUCUUCUCGGUUAACGGUGCAUUAACCUACAAAAAAGCUGCACUUUUGACGUCAUCGGUUCAUUGAUCGCAAAAUUCUUCCAAAUUUGGUCAUCAGUAGCUGGUUAUGGUGAAUUACGCGUGUGGUUUUAGCCAAUUAGAAUCGGGAAAAUAUUUUGAAUGGAUAAUAAUGCAUAUUAACCAGCAUUACUGAUAAUGCAUUACCCUUGCGCCUCAACAACGGUAAUAUAGUAGGGUACAGUGAGACCAUUUUUGCGGAGGAAUACGCAAAACACGCAGAACACGAAUUAAGGUAGCUCCACGAAAAGGCGACUUGACGCUCUAAGCUCCGAAGCGGUCCCUGCUAUUCUACUAACAAGUGAUUCGCCAAAAACAUCCAAACUAUGUUAAAUGUUCCCUACCCGUGAUUGACUGUGAAUAUACCUUAAUGGAAAAAUGGUCUAUUGGUCGGAGUAGUCCAACCGGGCUUUAAUGUCACUGGUCAAGCUUCCAAAAUUUUACAAACCUAUUAACAAAACAUAUAACAAUGAAAUGUGCCAGCUCCAUAACUAUUGUAUUAAAUUAAACCCAUCACAUAAAUAUAAAUGCUGAGUGCAUUUAAUUCUCUUAUUUACCAGUCAGUUUAUGGUUCUCUUGGCUCAAGCCCUUCAAAGUGGAUUUGUGGAUAGCUAUCUUGGUCACGUGUAACCUGGUCUUGUUUGUGGUCUGGUGGCUGGAUAGGAAAAGUCCUAAAGGUUAUUACCACAUUCUCAAGGACAGUGACGAAGAUGCAUUUACAUUAUUGGGUAAGUGUGUUAUCGAUUCACUUUGUCAUUGAUCGCGACGCUUCAAGCGAUACUUUUUCUUUGCAUGUUUAACUCUUGCUGAUACUUUUAGGAUGCAUAGCUCUAGUGGUUUGAUUGUAUAGAAAUUAUAUAUCAUGUCUCCAGUAGUCUACUUAAAGGAUCGUUCACCACAUGCACACUUCGUUUCUGGGAGGGAAGUAAGAUUUGUGGCGUACUAAUGGCGAACGCUUUCUUACAAUGUGCCCGGAUUUGUUUCCCUGGGGCCAAAACAUAUCGGGGAGGAGGAUUUGGUGGCGUGGGUGGAGGAGCGGUCCUAAGAGAAGGGAGAAAUGGCCCCAAAUUUGGAGAGGAGGGAGAAAUCGGAACAAAUUGUAUUGAGGAGGCGAACACUGAAAUUAAAUGCAGGCCACUGACAUACUGCGAGUAUUUUGGAUAUAAGGGGUAAUGACUGAAUGACACAUUUUAACGGGGAGGGAAUAGUAAGGAUGAGGGAGGAAUUGGCUAAGCUAGAAAGUAGACAGGAAAGAGAUUUACUCCACCGUUUCCCUCCUUAUUGGUAGUUUUCUCAUUCCAGACUUUUUCCGAGUUCAUAAGUUAUGCCAUUUUUUUUUUUAAAAAGCACUUGUUCCGAAAAUCCAGAGCACGAUCACACAUCAAACAAAAGUUCUUGACGGUUGCUAAGUGUUUUGCGGGUGGGCAAAAUUCCUUUGCGUUCAUCAUAUGUUUGAACACAGACAUUUUCAUUGUCGUAAACUCGACAUUUUAUCGUUAUUAUUGUGAAAAAAUCCAUGAAAAGCCAAGACUGACUUCAUUGAUUUUGUGAGAAUGCAAAACAAUGCUUUGCCCAGAACAAUACUUUACAUUGUCUUAUGUUCUGUUUCUUUCCAGACUCCAUGAGUUAUGUAUGGGGCGUUGCCUUUAGCAAAGAUAUAGGUGCUGAGAAGUCCCCACGCAGCAAUAGCGCCCGCUUUGUAUCAGCGGUUUACGCCUUUUUGGCUUUGAUCAUGGUAAAUACGUACUGUGCAAAUCUGAUGGCUUUCUUAGUCCAGGAAUCUCCAAUCCUACCAAUCAGUGGUAUAAGGGAUGAGAAGGUACAUACAUACUCUGAUUACAGGUAGCCAUUACGACUCCUGAAGGAGGAUCGUGAGGUUAUCGAUAUCCCUAUAUUAAAAUCUCUCCUGACGGAGAACUCUCCCACCCCAGGAAAGGCUGAUCGCACCACCGGAUUCAACGCCCUCUACUCUUUUCGACUAGUGGUGUAGGUUCUUUUACGUCCCACAAGGACCAGAUAAGUGAAAGUGCUGUGUGACGUGAUCCACGGUUUUUCGUCCUUAUCCGACCAGACUGCCGCGCUCCCAACUGAGCUAACCAGGCGGCGAUGUGUAUCUACUGCUCACAGCUGCUUACAAUCUCCUCCCAGAGCCUCCUGACGUGAAGCGUCUUGAAGGCUCACGCCAGUUGAGAGGAACCGAAAGCUCUGAGAACGAGAAUAAAUUACGCACAUUGAAAACAAAGUGAAUGGUCCCAAGGACGGUUCAUGACUGCUAGUAGGGAGCUUUAAUAAGCAAAGACGACGACGACGGGAAUGAGAACGGCAAAAAAGCAAUAGGUUUAGAUCAGCAAAACAACAACUUUGCACGCGAAUCAUGCUUUUUUGUGCUUGUCUUUGCCGUCUUUGCACGACUGCGAAGUGAAACUUUUUAAUUUCACCCUUUAUGGAGGGCGUAAACAUAAAGCAUCAGUUUUUGUCUUUUAUUUUUCUGCCCUUUAGAUACAGUCAUUGAAUUUAACCCCAGAAAUAUUCACCUACAUUUGAUAAAUUAAAGGACAUGGAACAACACCGCGAAUUCACUUUAGCUCCCCUACCGUUAGGGGUACACUCUCCUCUAGAUCUUAGGCGUAGCUGUGUUAAUUGUGCUCUCCACAGAUGUCAGUCUAUCACGAGAACAAAAACUGAAAUAUGACUAGCACCCAAUAUCAGGGGUGUUGUCGGUUAAACUGACUUUAUAACAUUUGUUCUUCUGAACAGCUGCGGGAGAAGUCGCUUUAUCCACCACAUGGUUUUAAACUUGGCAUCACUCGAGGUACCAGUGACGAAGCCUACUUCAAGAAUCACGUGGAAGAAGAGUUCAGAAAGAUUUACCAAGUCAAUCUGAAGAUACAUCUGUUGGAUAGCUUUCAGGAAGGCAUCGAUCAACUUAUGCACAAGUUAGUAGCAUUAACACACCACAUAAUAACUGUCUUGAGUUUGAAGGCGACUCAGUUAUAUAUGUCUUUGAAGGCCAAAAAAAAAAAACGUUGAAAAUUAAAAUGUGAAGGGAAUAAUCAGCAGACAAUUAGGUAAGAAAUAUCCGCUUAUAAAACGUGCCUAUGGUUAGAACUGUAACCACUGAGUUUUCAGUGACACAAUCCAUUUGUUAAGCUGUUCAGAAAGUCUUGUCCUUCUUCUUUCAGCAAGAUUCACGGAGUUAUUGGUGACUACCAUUCUUUACAACAAGCUGGGAACGCAGACCCGGACUGCCGUUACAGCCUGGCUGGGAAGAACUUUUAUAAUUACGGCUACGGGUUUGCAUUCCGUAAAGGAUCGCCUUGGACUGAGGAAGCUACUCUAUCGGUAUUGAAAAACCAGGAAAAUGGCAGCAUACAAGAGAUCAUAGACUACUGGUUCAACAAGAAAGACUGUAAUGCAAUGCCGGUGAAGAAAUUAUCGUUUGAAAAGUUCGUUGGUUUGUUUCUACUGAUUGCAGGGGUGAUUGGAUUCUGUUUUAUUGCCCUUAUAUCAGAAAUGUUGAUUAUUUUUCUUUUGAUAAAGUUUGGAAGACACUUGGGUCCUUUAGGGAAGUUUUUAAAGCGAGUGAUUUUUAGCGUUCGCAAGGGAGAAGAAAACGAAAUUCGCAUCAAAUGGUUGCAAUUGUAUAAACGACACAAGAGCAUGAGACCAAAUGAAUCUCAAAGGACUGCUGCUAGCGAAGGUUCGUUUCGGAGGGCUAGCUUUUAUAAUCUUAGCUUUGACUACUAUGGUGAAGCGAUGGACACAAGCUGGAACGAUCAACAGUCACUGAACCUAGGCCAAUGUCAAAUGCUGGACGCUGAGAAAGUUUCAGGUGAAAAUGGAAACAUUUCAGAACCAAACAGUAUAACCGCGAACAUUAGCGACGAGAAACUGCGUUCACGUGACAGGACUAGAGUCUCCAACCAAAUUUCAAAACUUUAA